Lutra lutra (Eurasian river otter) is the source of this 3974-nucleotide messenger RNA. Its product is annotated as cytochrome P450 3A12-like. Gene Ontology annotation, molecular function: iron ion binding; oxidoreductase activity, acting on paired donors, with incorporation or reduction of molecular oxygen, reduced flavin or flavoprotein as one donor, and incorporation of one atom of oxygen; testosterone 6-beta-hydroxylase activity. The coding region runs from base 290 to 1789 and encodes 499 amino acids. Lineage: Eukaryota; Metazoa; Chordata; Mammalia; Carnivora; Mustelidae. The record is from RefSeq and is a predicted model, not a curated record. The transcript is spliced from 13 exons. Gene Ontology annotation, biological process: oxidative demethylation; steroid metabolic process.
AUAACAUUGAGUUGUUUAUUGAUUUCCCACAGGGUAUGAACUCAUAGAAGGUCAAACGUGGAGUGUCCAGGAUGCUUUGUCAGCACUCAUGGCUGGGGAGCACCUGUGGGUGGAGCUCAGGUGGCCGCGCUACUGGCUGUUACUCCAGCCCCGCCCCCUUUUCAAUAUAUACAUCCCAGCCUCACUGAAUCACGGCUGGUGAGAGGGGAAGCUCCGCACCCACAGGCCGGCAAGGACUAGCACACACUGCUGAACGGAAGCAGAGAGAAUUCACAGAGGAAAAGUGGCCAUGGACCUGAUCCCAAGCUUUUCCAUGGAAACCUGGCUUCUCCUGGCUACCAGCCUGGUCCUCCUUUAUCUAUAUGGGACCACCACACAUGGACUUUUUAAGAAGCUGGGAAUUCCUGGGCCAAAACCUCUGCCUUUUGUGGGAACUGCUCUGGCCUACCGUAAGGGUUUUUCUGUUUUUGACGAGACAUGUUUUAGAAAGUAUGGAAGAAUGUGGGGGUUUUAUGAUGGGCGACAGCCUGUGCUGGCUAUCACAGAUACGGACAUGAUCAAAACAGUACUAGUGAAAGAAUGUUAUUCUGUCUUCACAAACCGGCGGUCUAUUGGUCCAGUGGGAUUUAUGAAAAGUGCAAUCUCUUUGUCUGAGGAUGAAGAAUGGAAGAGGAUGCGAACAUUGCUGUCCCCUACUUUCACCAGUGGAAAGCUCAAGGAGAUGUUCUCCAUCAUUGACCAGUAUGGAGAUGUGCUGGUGAGGAACCUGAGGAAGGAGGCUGAGAAAGGCAAGCCUAUCAACUUGAAAGACGUCUUUGGGGCCUACAGCAUGGAUGUGAUUACCAGCACAUCAUUUGGAGUGAACAUUGAUUCCCUCAACAACCCACAGGAUCCCUUCGUGGAAAAUAUUAAGAAGCUCUUAAAAUUUGAUUUCCUUGAUCCAUUUUUCUUCUCAUUAUUACUGUUUCCAUUCCUUAGCCCCAUUUUUGAAAUGUUAAAUAUCUCACUAUUUCCAAAAAGCGUUACUGAUUUUUUCAAGAAAUCUAUAAAGAGGAUGAAAGAAAGUCGCCUCAAAGAUAAACAAAAGCACCAAGUGGACUUUCUUCAGCUGAUGAUUAACUCCCAGAAUUCCAAAGAAAUGGACACCCAUAAAGCUCUGUCUGAUCUGGAACUCGUGGCCCAGUCUAUUAUCUUUAUUUUUGCUGGCUACGAGACCACUAGCACGUCUCUUUCCUUCCUUGUGUAUGAACUGGCCACUCACCCUGAUGUCCAGCAGAAACUGCAGGAGGAGAUUGAUGCGACUUUCCCCAAGAAGGCACCACCUACUUAUGAUGGCCUUGUACAGAUGGAGUAUCUGGACAUGGUGUUGAAUGAAACUCUGAGAUUAUACCCAAUUGGUGGUAGACUUGAGAGGGUCUGUAAGAAAGAUGUGGAAAUCAGUGGUGUGUUUAUUCCCAAAGGGACAGUGGUGAUGGUGCCAGUGUUUACUCUUCACCGAGACCAGGAUCUCUGGCCAGAGCCCGAGGAGUUCCGUCCUGAAAGGUUCAGUAAGAAGAACAAGGACAGCAUAAAUCCUUAUACAUACCUGCCCUUUGGAACUGGACCACGAAACUGCAUUGGGAUGAGGUUUGCGAUCAUGAACAUGAAACUCGCCCUUGUCAGAGUCCUGCAGAACUUCUCCUUCAAACCUUGUAAAGAAACACAGAUCCCCAUGAAAUUAAACGUUCAAGGGUUAAUUCAACCAGAAAAACCCAUUGUUCUCAAGGUUGAGUUAAGAGACGGAGUGUAAAUGGAGCCUGACUUCCCCUAUGGACCUCCCCUUUGUUCUCCAAGAAGCUGUAUCCCAGAUCACCAGAGACCUCAAUUUCCUUUGUGAGUAAAACCCAAAAGUGAAGAUGGCCUGCAGGUACUGCCUGUGACAGAUGACUAGGGCUUCCAUACAUUCACUUAGCUUUUUUGGUGUCUGUGUGGAGCAUUCUGUAUUGUGGAGAGUGAAGGAGGUGCCCAAUAAGAGCCAGCGAUGUAGACUCAGCCUGUCUAGUUCACACAAACUACCCCCAGUUAGUACCAUCUGUUCCUUUGAUCAAGAAUAAAAAUUUCUCAACAAUUUUAUCAACCUACUUUAAUGAAAAUGAGAAUUAUUGUCAUGACUAUGGGAGUGAUAUUUCUAUCACAUGUCUUAUUUUGAAUAUGCUACAUUAAAUAUCACACUGAUCAACAUCACUUUACAAAACUCUGAGCUGAUGGUUUUGUGCACAUUAAAAGGGAAUCUGUAGAAUGAUGAGUGAGAGCCAGUGACUGAAUGUUUUGACCAUCGCAGUUGCUGGGUGGGAGGAGCUCAUUCAGAACUCCAAGGUGAUAUAUUAAGAUAAGUGAGAGUAAAUCCACUGUGACUUUGCCCAUUGGUCAGAAAGUCUAUUCAUAAUUGAAUUCUACAGGUUUUGGAGCACAUGUUUUUUCUAACUCUCAAUUGAGGCACUUAGUAUUAUAUGAUUAGUUUUCAUUUCAUCUGCCCUAAUAUUCUGGUACCCAGAGGACAUGCUUUCUCUUUGUGUUCUAGCUCAGCUCCCACUGUCCUGACAGAAUGAACGUUGAAUCAGAUGUGGUUGAUUGGCCGGUUGACUUGGCAGGAAGGCUAAAAGCAUUUGUCCAUUUCAGUUGCUAUGAGGAUCUGCAUAGAAUUCUUCCUAUUUCCCCCCUCCCCUCCAGCCCCUUCUAUCUCCUCUCCUGGCCUCUUCUUUUGCCUUUCCUUUCCAGAUAAUUUAGUCCUAAUGCCAUCAGUGGGGCACAGCCAGGUGGGCAGCCCCACACAGGGGGUCAGGGGCAGAGAAGAGAGUCACAGUGACUCUAAGCUAGCGACUGAGUGGGGUGGGGAGGGUGUACACAUGGAAAAUCAGGCUGGCAUGGGUGUGGGAGCCCAAGCUAGAUGAGAAGGGUGCCCACACAGAGGGUUGGUCUGAAGGAGCCCUCGGAGCUCAAGUACAGUGUGGAGAACCCAAGUAGCCGGUGGGGGCAUACAUGAGUGGUAAGGGAUGGAAUAAGGGUUAGUUACAUAAAGGGGGAUUGAUCAAAUAAGUAAAUAUAUUACUGCUAAAUGGUUUAGGAGUUUCUCACUGUUGGAGAAGGGAGUCACUGAUUUGGAAAGGGAGAAAGCCAAAUGAAGCCUGUGUAUUCAGAGCCUGGAAGUGAGUGUGUUAAUGUAAUGUCGUGCUUUCCUAUGGAUAGAUGAUAGAUUGGUAGAGAGAUAGAAAUGUGUGUGUCUGUCUGUGUGUGUGCAAGAACACAUAUCCCCUACCUCUCUCCAUGGACAGUUCUUAGAAACAGUGACGUGGUAAGAGAAAAGAGCACACCUAGUGCUCAGAUCUUGGCUCAUAAAUGUCAGUUUCCAGUGAAGGGAACUAGGGAUAUUCAGAGAAAUGACUGGUUCCAGGCUGGGAAAGCCCAUGAUGAGCCAGAAGCAUCUUGCGCUCCACGGUGCUGGGGAAACGUCCACAGGACACAGAGCUAAUGUGUGGGGUCUCUUCCAGCCCUCAGGCACAAUUUAGGCAUCAUGAUAACUAACAAUAGGGAGAGAUUAUAGCCCAUUGAAUAAAACUGGACACUCAAGUACACACAGAUGAAGAGAAAUGUAGGAACAGAUUACAAUCGAUGAGGAGACUCACACAGUUUCAAAGUACUACAGCUCAGACACCCAUGAGUUCCUGAAGAAAGAGCAGCUCACAGAGCAGAGACCCAGCAGACCAGUGAGCACCAUCAGGAACAGGAGGAAGGGAUGGAGCAUCACCGGAGAGGUUGCAGUGAGAGGAUCCCAGCGUCCCCUCUGGGAUAUUCUUGCCAAGGCGGCAAACCUGAAAAGAAAUCCCCCAAAUUGUGAGACAGACGGAAAUAAAAGAAUAUCUACUCCUAAUUUGUAACUGGUGAGUAAUCUUCUACAACAUCAUGGUCCUGAAAGCAAUAAAAAAAGAAAACACAAG